Messenger RNA from Ceratotherium simum simum (southern white rhinoceros), 5106 nucleotides. RefSeq names its product sodium voltage-gated channel alpha subunit 7 (gene SCN7A). The record is from RefSeq and is a predicted model, not a curated record. Gene Ontology annotation, cellular component: plasma membrane; voltage-gated sodium channel complex. NCBI's taxonomy places the organism in Eukaryota, Metazoa, Chordata, Mammalia, Perissodactyla, Rhinocerotidae. Gene Ontology annotation, molecular function: voltage-gated sodium channel activity. Gene Ontology annotation, biological process: sodium ion transmembrane transport; sodium ion homeostasis.
AAUUGGAAAUGGCUUCCCCAGAACCUAAGGGCCUCGUUCCCUUCACCAGAGAGUCUCUCGAACUUAUGAAACAGCAUAUUGCUAAAAAGCACAGUGAGAAACACAAAGAAGAUUUAAAGCCAAACACUGACUUGGAAGUUGGAAAAGAGCUUCCAUCUGUUUAUGGAAAUCUUCCUCGCGGAAUGGUGUCAGAGCCAUUGGAAGAUGUGGACCCAUACUACAAGAAUAAAAAUACUUUCAUGGUAUUAAAUAAAAAGAGAACAAUCUUCAGAUUCAGUGCUACCUGGUGCACAUUGUCUCCUUUCAGUACAAUUAGAGGAACAACUAUUAAGAUUUUGGUACAUCCCUUUUUCCGACUUUUAAUUUUAAUCAGUGUCCUGAUUGACUGCAUAUUUAUGACCAUGACUGAUUUGCCAAAAUGGUGGCCAGCAUUACAGAAUACUUUGCUUGGCAUUUACACAUUUGAAAUACUUGUAAAACUCAUUGGAAGAGGCAUCUGGGCAGGACCUUUUUAUUUCUUUGGUGAUCCCUGGAACUGGCUUGAUUUCAGUGUAACUUUAUUUGAACAUAUAACAAGAUACUCACCUCUAAACUUCAUUCUACUAUUUAGAAUUACAAGAAAUUUGAGAAUUUUGAAAAUUAUUCCUUUAAACCAAGGUCUGAAGUCUUUUGUAGGGAUCCUCAUCCAUUGCUUGAAGAAACUUACUGGAGUCAUUAUCCUAACUCUGUUUUUUCUGAGCGUGUUUUCUCUAAUUGGGAUGGGGCUCUUCAUGGGUAACCUGAAGCAUAAAUGUUUGCGAUGGCCCCGAGAAAAUGAAACUGAACCCCUGCACAACAGAACUGGUAACCCAUAUUAUAUUCGAGAAACAGAAAACUUUUAUUAUUUAGAAGGAGAAAGGUAUGCUCUCCUUUGUGGCAACAGAACAGAUGCUGGUCAGUGUCCUGAAGGGUAUGUGUGUGUAAAAGCUGGCAUAAAUCCUGAUUCUGGAUACACAAAUUUUGACAGUUUUGGCUGGGCCUUCUUUGCUCUGUUUCGGUUAAUGACACAGGAUUACCCUGAAGCACUUUAUCACCAGAUCCUUUAUGCUUCUGGGAAGGUCUACAUGAUAUUUUUUGUUGUGAUAAGUUUUUGGUUUGCCUUUUAUAUGACAAGUUUGUUCUUGGGCGCACUCGCUAUGUCCUACGAAGAAGCUGAAAAGGCUAAGAAGUUUGAACCAUUUCAGCAGACUUUAAAAGAAUUUCAAGAAGAAAAUGAAGCAGCUGAGACCAAGACCAUACAAAUAGAAAUGAAGAAAAGAUCACCACCUUCUAUGAUCACUUCUUUGGAUAUGUUGGAUGAUGCUACUAUCAGACAUAAAGAAGAACUUAAAAAAUCCAGGAAGAGAUGCUUAUUGUGUUGGUAUAAAUUUGCUAAAGCUUUUUUGAUCUGGAAUUGUUCUCCCUGUUGGUUAAAAUUGAAAGAGUUUGUCCAUAUGAUUAUAAUGAACCCAUUUACUGAUCUUAUUCUUACCAUAUGCAUAAUUCUAAACAUGUAUUUUUUGGCCUUGGAACAUUAUCCAAUGAGUGAAGAAACCAUCAGUAUUCUCAGCAUUGGAAAUUUGGUUUUUAUUGGAAUUUUCACAGCAGAAAUGAUUUUUAAAAUUAUUGCCAUGCAUCCAUAUGGGUAUUUCCAAGUAGGAUGGAACAUUUAUGAUAGCCUAAUUGUGUUUCAUGGUUUAGCAGAACUUUAUCUAAUGAAUAUUCAUGGAAUGGCUCUUUUUCGAUCACUCAGGGUGUUGCGAAUUUUCAAGUUGGGGAAAUUCUGGACAACAUUUAACAUGCUGAUGCUGACUCUUGGUAACUCAUUGGUGGCCCUGAAAGACUUGGUCCUGCUGUUGGUCACAUUCAUGUUCUUUUCCGCUGUGGUCGGCCUGAAGCUGUUUGGUUUGAGUUACAAAGAAUGUGUCUGCAACAUAGACAAAGACUGUCAACUCCCACACUGGCAUAUGCAUGACUUCUUCCACUCCUACCUGAAUGUGUUCCGGAUUCUCUGUGGAGAGUGGAUAGAGACUUUAUGGGAUUGUUUUAAGGUAGCAGGCCAAUUCAGUUGUAUUCCUUUUUACAUGAUGGUCAUUUUAAUUGGAAACUUAUUGAUACUUUACCUCUUUCUGGCAUUGGUGAGCUCAUUUAGUUCAUACAAGACUGCAACAACUGAAGAGAACGAUGAAGCAAAAAAUCUCCAGCAUGCAGUGGCAAGGAUUAAGAAAGGAAUAAACUAUGUGCUUUCUAGAAUAUUAUGCCAAAAACAAAAUGUUCUAAAGGAGACAAUGGACAAUGUAAAUGAUAUAUAUGUUAAAGAGAAUAUUUCUGACCAUACUCUUUCUGAAUUGAGCAACACCCAAGAUUUCCUCAAGGAGAAGGAAAAAAGCAGUGGCACAGAGAAAAACACAAUGACCGAAAAUGAGAAUCAAUCACUUAUCCCCAGUCCCAGUGCCUCAGAAACUGUACCAAUUGCUUCAGGAGAAUCUGAUAUAGAAAAUCUGGAUAAUAAGGAGGUUCAGAGCAAGUCAGGUGAUGGAAGCAGCAAAGAGAAGGUGAAGCAAUCUAGCUCAUCUGAAUGCAGUACAGUAGAUAUUGCUCUCUCUGAAGAAGAAGAAAUGGUCUAUGAAUGUGAAAAACCAAAGCAUCUUAAAAACGGUUAUGGACGAAGAUCUUCACCUGGUCAAAUCAGUAGAGAAUCUAAGAAAGGAAAAAUUUGGCAGAACAUAAGGAAAACCUGCUGCAAGAUAGUAGAAAACAGUUUUUUUAAAUGUUUCAUUGGCUUUGUCACUCUGCUCAGCACAGGUGCUCUGGCUUUUGAAGAUAUAUAUAUCGAUCAGAGAAAGACUAUUAAAAUCUUAUUAGAAUAUGCUGACAUGAUCUUCACCUACAUCUUCAUUCUGGAAAUGCUUCUAAAGUGGAUGGCGUAUGGUUUUAAAGCCUAUUUCAGUAGUGGCUGGUACAAGCUAGACUUCAUGGUUGUUAUUGUGUUUUGUCUUAGCUUAAUAGGCAAAUCUCGGGAAGAACUAAAACCACUUAUUUCCAUUAAAUUCCUUCGGGCACUCAGAGUUCUAUCUCAGUUUGAACGAAUGAAGGUGGUUGUGAGAGCUUUGAUAAAAACAACGUUACCUGCUUUGAAUGUAUUUCUGGUCUGCCUUAUGAUCUGGCUGGCUUUUAGCAUCGUAGGAGUACACUUAUUUGCUGGCACAUUCUAUGAAUGCAUUGACCCAACAAGUGGAGAAAGGUUUCCUGUAUCUGAAGUCAUGAAUAAGAGCCAAUGUGAAAGCCUUGUGUUUAAUGAAUCCAUGCCAUGGGAGAAUGCAAAACUAAACUUUGAUAAUGUUGGAAAUGGUUUCCUUUCACUGCUUCAAGUAGCAACAUUUAAUGGAUGGAUCACUAUUAUGAAUUCAGCAGUUGAUUCUAUUGGUGUAAAUAUGCAGCCUAAUUUUGAAGGCAACAUCUUCAUGUAUUGCUACUUUAUCAACUUUAUUAUCAUUGGAUUAUUUCUUCCUCUGAGUAUGCUGAUUGGUGUUAUUAUUGCUAAUUUCAACAAGCAUAAAAUAAAGCAGGGAGGCUCAAAUAUCUUUAUAACUGUAAAACAGAAGAAACAAUACCGUGCACUAAGGAAGCUGAUGUAUGAGGACUCUCAAAAACCAGUACCUCGCCCAGGAAAUAAGUUCCAAGGAUUCAUCUUUGACUUGGUAACAAAUCAAGUUUUUAAUAUCGUCAUUAUGGUUCUUAUCUGUUUCCAAGCGAUAACCAUUAUGAUACAAAGUGACGAACAGAAUCCAAAAAUGGACACUGCUCUCUACUGGAUUAAUUCAGUUUUUGUUAUGCUGUACACUGGAGAAUGUGUACUGAAGCUCAUCUCUUUCCCCUUUAACUAUUUCACCAUAGGAUGGAACAUUUUUGAUUUUAUGGUGGUCAUUUUCUCUAUUACAGGACUAUUUCUGCCUCUGAUGGUAGGACACUACCUUGUGCCUCCUUCCCUUGUGCAACUGAUACUUCUCUCACGGAUCAUCCACAUCCUGCGUCCUGGGAAAGGACCAAAGGUGUUCAAUGAUCUGCUGCUUCCUUUGAUGCUGUCUCUGCCAGCAUUGUUGAACAUUAGUCUUCUCAUCUUCCUGGUCAUGUUUGUCUAUGCCAUCUUUGGAAUGUACAAUUUUGCCUAUGUUAAAAAGGAAGCUGGAAUUAAUGAUGUGUCUAACUUUGAAAGCUUUGGCAGCAGUAUGCUCUGUCUUUUCCAAGUUACAAUAUUUGCUGGUUGGGAUGGGAUGCUCAAUGCAAUUUUCAACAGUAAAUGGUCUGACUGUGAUCCUGAUAAAAUUAACCCCGGGACCCAGGUUAGAGGAGAUUGUGGUAACCCCUUAGUUGGAAUUAUUUACUUUGUCAGUUAUAUCCUCAUAUCGUGGCUGAUCAUUGUAAACAUGUACAUUGUUGCUGUCAUGGAGUUUUUAAAUAUUGCUUCUAAAAAAAAAGCCAAGACGUUGAGUGAAGAUGAUUUUAGGAAGUUCUUUCAGGUAUGGAAGAGGUUUGAUCCCGACAUGACCCAGUACAUAGACUCUAGCAAGCUUUCAGAUUUGGCAGCCGCUCUUGAUCCUCCUCUUUUCAUGGCAAAACCAAACAAGGGCCAGCUCGUUGCCAUGGAUCUUCCCAUGGCUGUUGGGGACAGAAUUCAUUGCCUUGACAUCUUACUUGCUUUAACAAAGCGAGUUAUGGGUAAAGAUGAGAGGAUGGAGAAAUUUCUUUCAGAGAUGGAAUCAGGGUUUCUGUUAGCCAACCCUUUUAAGAUCACAUAUGAGCCAAUUACAACUACUCUGAAACGAAAACAAGAGGCAGUCUCAGCAACCAUCAUUCAGCGUGCUUAUAAAAGUUACCGUUUGAGGCAAAAUGACCAAAAUACAUCAGAUAUUCAUAUGAUAGAUGGUGACAGGGAAAUUCAAUCUACCAAAGAAGGAGCCUAUUUUGACAAAGCUGAGGGAAAGUUGACUAUUCAAAGCCAGAUCUAAUCCCACUUACCACCUUUCACCUUCUUCACAUAUCCCCAAAUUAUUAAAACUUUAAAUCAGAAAUAAAAGCAAAGAUCGG